Cuscuta epithymum is the source of this 1840-nucleotide messenger RNA. The record is from the annotation of a GenBank genome assembly. NCBI's taxonomy places the organism in Eukaryota, Viridiplantae, Streptophyta, Magnoliopsida, Solanales, Convolvulaceae.
UGAGCGGUUAACCGCAAUUUCUUUAUUUUUGGAGGAAAAUGCAAAAAUUCUAAAUAAGAAAAUUCAGAUGCAAAAUCGCGAGACCAUGGAUUUGGUCUCCAUUCUCAGCUUUCUCUGCAAUAACCGAUUAAUCCACCGGCUCAACAAACGUCAUUUGCCGGUGGUUGAUCGGAAAACCACCCUUUUAAUUUUCUUCUUUCCAAUUCAAUCGAUAUAAUAUCUACAAAUUUUCUUUCAAAAUCAUCUCAGCCGGAACAGUCUGCGAAGUUACAAUUUGAGCUUUGAGCAAUGGCUUCGCUAUCGGCAAUAAGCGUAGAGCUGGCAGAAAUAGAGGGACAUAUUUCGGAUAAAUUUCGAGCUCUCUCGAAUGGGUUUCAGAAAUUGGAGAAGAUUAAGGACACCAAUAGGCAGAGCAGGCAGCUGGAGGAUCUUACUAAUGAUAUGCGAGAAUGUAAAAGGCUUAUUAAAGACUUUGAUACAGAAGUAAAGGAUUUAAAGUUUCGGAAUGAUGCCGAGACAAACAAGAUUCUAACUGAGAAAAAGCAAUAUAUGAUCAAAGAGUUGAACUCAUAUGUUGCUAUGAAAAAAAAAUAUGCAACCAAUCUUGAAAAUAGGCGUGUAGAUCUCUUUGAAGACCCUGCAGAAGCUUCUACUGAAGAAAAUGUCUUGCUAGCUUCAGCUUUGACUAAACAACAGCUAAUAGAUCACGGGAAUCAAAUGAUGGACGAGACAGAUCAGGCCAUAGAUAGAGCACAAAAGGUGGUCCAGGAGACUAUUAAUGUUGGAACAGAAACUGCGGCAACACUCAAGGAGCAGACAGAACAAAUGAGUAGAAUUGUUAAUGAGCUGGACACGAUUGACUUCUCUAUCAAGAAGGCUUCCAAGCUUGUCAAGGAACUUGGUAGGCAGGUUGCAACUGACCGUUGUAUUAUGUCAAUGCUUUUCAUGAUUGUGCUGGGGGUCAUCGCAAUAAUUAUUGUGAAGAUGGUUAACCCCAAUAACAAAGACAUUAGAGACAUUCCGGGGUUAGCUCCUCCUGUUCCCAACAGAAGAUUACUUUGGCAUCAUAACUGAAGCGGGCGGCAAAUUGUUACUUGAGUAUAUGCUGAUGUUUGGCAUAUCAAGUUUACUAUAUCUUUUGACAUUGUUCAAUGUUCCAUGCUCCUGCCCUCAAUUCCUAACUCUUAACAAAGGCUAGACGGAAAAGUCUACCAAAACAUGGGUUUAAUGGACCAAACAUUCUCGUGAUAUAUAAAUUUGGCGCAUUAACCCUUGUGAUUUAAAAAUGCGUCAAACCCCGGUAUUAUAAUUAUUCAUGCACAAAACCCCCUAUGUACAAAUUUAAUUGUCAAAUAAAUGGAAAAUGAUUAUUAUCUUUUGCAUAAUUUAGAGAUCUCGACAAAUUUACUUGCAUAUUCAAUCAUAAUAUUAAGAUAAAUGAUUUCCAAAUUGUUAAAUUUAUUCUGGGAAGAGAUUUUGCGCAUGAAUAAUUACAACAUAUGGGGGUUUGACACAAUUUUUAGAUCAUAGGGAUUAAUGUGGUGAAUUUAUAUAUUAUAACAGAGUUUUGUACAUCAAACCCACCAGCACAUGACUUUGAUCUUCUAACUUUAACUCACCGAUGAUACAAUGUUAUUGUAGCUAUUGUUGUCCCUAAUUCUUUAUAGAGCAUUUCAGGUCAUAGGCCAAUGGAGAUUUGAAAUUGUGGUGCAUAUGAAAAAAAACAUAUGUAUCCUUAUGCUAAUAGACAUCAACAUUCUAUGAAUGUACAUCCAGAUCACGUUAAUCUUGUAUGAGUUGUAUCUAUAUUCAUCUAUUUUAGUUUUAAAAUUUUAAUGCU